AUGGACAUUAUCGGCCCAAUUUCCCUACCUUCUACAAAAGGACAUCGCUUCAUCCUAGUGAUAACUAACAACUUUUUCAAAUGGGCUGAAGUAAUUCCAUUGAGAGAAGUCAUAACAAGUGAUGUGGUCAAGUUCAUUAAACAUCACAUCAUAUACAGAUACGGUAUCCCAAGACACAUCAUCCAUGACAACGGACCCCAGUUUGUCAGCCAAGCCUUCACACGAUUCUGCGAUAAGUUCAGAAUCAGAAACUUGGCAUUACCAGCUUAUAAUCCUGAUGUGAAUGGACAAGUAGAAGCUUUCAAUAAGACCAUCAUCAAAAUUCUCACCAAGUUGGUCUCCACAACCAAACGAGACUGUAAUGAGAAAUUGGGUCAAAGUUUAUAA
This is a messenger RNA of Asparagus officinalis (garden asparagus), 387 nucleotides long. Its product is annotated as protein NYNRIN-like. Gene Ontology annotation, biological process: DNA integration. Lineage: Eukaryota; Viridiplantae; Streptophyta; Magnoliopsida; Asparagales; Asparagaceae. The record is from RefSeq and is a predicted model, not a curated record. The transcript has a single exon. The coding region runs from base 1 to 387 and encodes 128 amino acids. Gene Ontology annotation, molecular function: nucleic acid binding.